GUGUCCCAUAUCAUUUCCCCUUCUUGGCCCCCUUCCUUUUUUGCAGAUUCAGCACAUUGAAUUGAUGUAGGCAACAGCCGAGGCUGUCUCUGAAUGAAAUCACUCUGACUGGCAGUUCAGCUCAGUGCACGAAGAGAGAAACAGAAGUGAGGAAAAUACACAAAGAGCUGAAGUCCACAGGGAAUAAGACCAGCGCAAACUUGUUCCAUAAGCUGCAUCAGGACCCUGCAGAACGAUAAGCAGGAUGGCGGCCGGCGCUUGCAGCCAGCAUGUUUAAUGCCCUGCCACAACAUCCUUUACAGACAGAGAAAAGACGGUGAGACCAGUACUUUUCAACCACAACCAAUUAAAAAAAAAAACAAAACAAAAAAAAAAAAAAAAACAAGGAAAAAGGCUGCUGGAGCAAGACGACAGGAGAAAAGGAGAGAUGACAGACCAACACUAGAGAGGAUGAGAGCCCUGACUAUGCCUGUCAGCCCUGCCUCACUGCUCUGCCUAUUCCUCCUGCUGCUGUGUGGGCUGCUAGGAGGCUGGGUGCUGUCCAUCUGCCCCACCGUGUGCUCCUGCAGCCACGGACACCGUGUGGUGGACUGCUCCUCACGAGGCCUAACCAAGCUGCCGCCUGGUCUGCAGCACAACAUCCACUUUCUCAACCUCUCCUUUAACAGUUUGCAGCAUCUGGAAAACCAGCUCACCCACUAUGCCCACCUGCGAACCCUGGACUUGUCCUACAACCGCCUGGAGACCCUGCCUCCUGCCUUGCCGCGGUCUCUGUGGGACAUGCGAGUGGCAGGAAACCAUCUACGCUUGCUGGACAAAAACGAUACAGCUUAUCACUGGAAUCUGAAAGUGCUGGACCUGUCAGACAAUGAGCUGGAGAGAGUGGUCUUCAUCAACAACACGCUUCCAAGUCUCAAAGCUCUCAAUCUCAGUCACAACAGAUUUUGGACAGUGCCCACCAAUAUGCCACACAACUUGGAGAGCAUUGAUUUGUCUCAUAAUUAUUUGAUGCAGAUCCUGCCUGGAUCGUUGGAUCGGCUGCCGAGGCUGGCUAAGUUCUAUCUGCAUGCUAAUCGCUUCUCCUGGCUGUAUGACGGGAUAUUUGAUAAGCUGAUGGGGCUGGAGGUGAUGACUCUUGGGGAUAACCCCUGGGCUUGUGAAGAAGAAGAAAACAUAACAAAGCUUCUGAUGUGGGCUGAGCAGACCCGUGCUACCAUACUAGGCUGUCCCUGCUAUACAAGACCUAUAUGCGGGCAAACACAUCAGGCAACACCAGGAAGGGAGUGGCACUCUGCACUGUUCACAGAGCCACCACUAUGGGUUAACAGCAGAGGUGAAGAAUAUAAUGGCCAAUCACCUGCAAGGACUGCAGAGAUUACAUCUAGUUCCCAGGUGAAAUCAGCACUUUUUGAGACAGGUAUAUAUCAGGACAAAAGAGGAGUGAAUGAAUCUGGGGACCUCAUGCGGUUUGCCUGGACAUCUCCCACAAGUUUUGACAGUUUCUCAACACACACAAGCACAACACCAAGCCCGGAGUCUUUGACCAAGAGGCCUAAAGUAGCUAACUCUAACCCAGCAGCUAACAGGAAUAAAUGUCGCGGACUCGUCAUUGGGACUCAACAAACAGUAACCCUCACUGUUUUAGUCCUUACAACAGCAUUCAACAACUUCUGAGCCACCAUGACUGGAUACAGGAUACACUACCUAACACAUUGUUUUAGACUGAAUGUAUGACCAAGUAACUCCACUUAGCACCUUCAUUUUCAUUUCUCUUGUAAAAACUAUUGCGACUGUUACUGCCUUUUGUCAUUAUCAUGAAGUGUAUCAUGUUUUCAAAUGGCUCAACAUGUACCACAUGACGUCUCACAAAUAUGAACUGUACAAACCUACAAGACAAAACUACUCUAAAUAUCUGAAUACAUAGUUCAACUGAGUGCUACUGUCAAUGCUCAACUCUGCACACUGACAAAUUACUGUGCUCUAUGCUUUCUUUAUAAUAGUGAUGCUUAUGGUAUUUGGUCCUAAGCCAUUCAAAACAGGAUUGAUAAUAUACAUUAGAUAACAAUCAUUAGUCUCUACUGGCACUUUGUCAGUGCAGAGAGGAGCCUAAAAAAGUUGACACAACAAAAUAGGAAACUAGAAAUACCGCCUCCCCAACCAGUCAAGUUACAGUUUACAUCCAUGUCUAUCCACACUAAUAAUAUAUGUAGUGAAGACUAUGAAGGAAUUUAAUAAAAGGUAUGAAGUGUACUUUUUGGCAAAAUGGAAGUUAUCACUAUCCUGACAUGUAUGAUUUGAGUGGAUAAUUUCCAGUAAGAAACAUGCUGACUUCACUUAGAUACCAGUUUUACAGAGUACUCCAGAGGACAGAUUAGGAGCUUUGUCACAUGGUACAACAACAAGCAACUCAAGCUCAAUAUCAGCUAAAUACGUAUCAGCACAGUUUCAAGGUGGAUCCCCAAUACAAGUGUCUGAAUAAUGGCCAGACAGCAAUAUGAUGUCACAGGAAAAUUGACCUUUGACCUUUUAGAUAAAAAAAUGUUAUCACUUCAUCAUUUUAUCCUUUUAGACAUUUCUGGGAAUUUAGUCAUAAUUAGUGUAAGAACACUAGAUUUAUGGUCAAAAAAGGUGUUUGAGAGGUCAAAGUGACCUUUCAUCACCAAAAUCUAUGUUCAGUUGAUCCUUGAGUCCAAGUGGAUGUCUGUGUCAAAUGUAAUAAAAUUCUCUCUAGGUGUUCCUGGGAUAUCGUGCUCAUGAGAAUGGGACAGACAGACGGAUGGAACACCUGAAAACAUAAUGGUGCAGCAGCGUAAAAAGUGACUGUGCUGUGGAAACUUCACAAAUAAAAGCAAGGUGGCUAAUCAAA
Epinephelus fuscoguttatus (brown-marbled grouper) is the source of this 2866-nucleotide messenger RNA. It is a transcript of the gene omgb, whose product is annotated as oligodendrocyte myelin glycoprotein b. The record is from RefSeq and is a predicted model, not a curated record. Gene Ontology annotation, biological process: neuron projection regeneration. Bases 277 to 1674 code for a protein of 465 amino acids. The transcript is spliced from 4 exons. NCBI's taxonomy places the organism in Eukaryota, Metazoa, Chordata, Actinopteri, Perciformes, Serranidae. Gene Ontology annotation, molecular function: protein binding.